CCUCGGACUGACCCAUCCAACCGGUCGUCCACAGAGCGUCUGCGCCCCAAUGUCGAAUCCCUCGCAGCGCCGAAAGCCCUCUGUGCCCAGGGAGCAGAACCCCUUCAUGAGCCCAAGCACCUAUCGGUCGUCCAUCCACAACGAUGACCUCGAAAACCUCCACACCGAGGAGGAGGCUCCCUUGGUGACCUCCGAGGCGACGCCCACCAGCGUCCGUCCACGCCAGCUAGGCACUAACAUGCUCGUCGCUCGUCUGGAGGCCUGGUGGAAGGCGCUUGGUCUGGAGGGCUGCAACGAACUGUCAAUCUUGGACUCGUUUUCCAAGGCGCAUGUCAUCGCCUGGCUUAUCGUGACGACGCUGACAUUGCUCACCGGCAUCCUGGGCUAUACUGCCGGCUGGCGCAACCGGUCGCUUGAAGCGGAUCAGCUCGAGUCAAGCCGUUGCAAAACCCCUGAAUGUGUCAUGGCUGCUGCUCGCAUCUUGGGUGCCUUGAACACCUCAGUCGAUCCCUGCCAGAACUUUUACGAGUACAGCUGUGGAGGAUGGAUUCGGACCCACCCCAUUCCCGACGACAAGAAGAGCAUCGGGACUUUCACAUUCCUGUAUGAAGAGUCUCAGGAGGACCUGAAGCAGAUCUUGUCGUCGCCGUAUCCGGGUCCGACUCAGAUCGACCCAGUAACUCGUAUCGACUACAAUAAUGCAACCUUCCAGAAAGUCUCGGCCAUGUACAACAGCUGCAUGAACACCACCCGCAUCGCUGAGCUGGACAAGACCCCUUUGGUUCAGCUGCUCCAGUAUGCGGCCUUGGCGUUUCCGAUCUCGGCUCCAGGCAGUCAGCAAUCCGAUCCACAAAGGCUCACAGCUGCAAUCACACAGACACAUCAGGGAGGUGUUGAUGCCCUCUUUGGAAUGACUGUCCAGAUUGACUCCAAGGACCCAAGCCGAUACGUCAUUGGACUUGCCCAGGAUGGCCUCACUCUGCCAUCCGUGGAGUACUACAGAGACCCAAAGUACAUUGACUUGUUUCAGUCAAGUUUGGCGCAGGGUCUUCCUUUGCUAUUCUCAGGCGUCAUCGAUGCUGGCUCAAACUGGAACCAAGUUGCUGCCGGCAUCGUGCAGUUCGAGACCCAACUAGCCCAAAUCUCUCUGCCUCCAGAUCAGUUGCAAAACCCAAGCGCACUCUACAACGUGUACACCGUUGCCGAGCUGUCCAGCUUGUCGCCAUCGAUUCAGUGGACAAGCUAUCUCCAGCAGAUGUUUUCAGCCGAGCAACCCGAAACUCUGAUCAACGAUUCACUGACUGUCAUCGUGGAGACCCCGACGUAUUUCAAGAAUCUCACACAAGUCCUGGCUGCCACGCCACCCGAAGCAGUCCAGAACUACAUUUUAUGGAAAUACGUCUCUACCUACAUCGGAAACAUGCCACCCUCCGUUCGAGAUUUGUUCAAGGACUUUUUCAUCUCGAUCGGUCUCCGCAGCCCAAAGGAUCCGCCCAGGUUCCAGAUGUGUAUGGGCACAGUGGACUAUAUGGUUGGAGAGGCCAUCGGCAAGUGGUACGUCGACAAGCGAUUCGAUGUAACGAGCAAGCAGCAGGUGCUCCAGAUGAUCGAUGGAAUCGUGCACCAGUUUGUCAAGCGACUGCCCAAAAUAGACUGGCUCGACGGACAAACCAGGGCCCAAGCCAUUGAAAAGGCCUACGCCCUGGUCAAGAAAAUUGGAUACCCUGAUUUCAUCCAGGACCCGCAGGCGCUCUACCAAAAGUACGCCAAUCUAUCGGCUACUCCCGAUGGCUGGCUCACCAACGUCCGUAACUUCCACGCUUGGGCUGUGGCGCAGAACAUGGCCAAGAUUCGCAAGCCCGUGGACCGAAGCGAGUGGGAGAUGACUCCUCAGAUGGUGAAUGCGUACUACAAUCCUCCUCUGAACGAGAUUGUAUUCCCUGCGGCUAUCCUCCAGAGUCCGUUCUACAGCCGACAGGCGCCACAAUACCUCAACUAUGGCGGAAUCGGCAUGAUUAUCGGCCACGAGCUGACGCACGCCUUUGAUAACUCUGGCCGCCAAUACGAUGCACAAGGCAGGCUGAGGGACUGGUGGACAAACAAGACAGCCCAGCGAUUCGAGGAGAAGACCCAGUGCUUUGUGGAUCAGUACAGCCGCUACACUGUUCGUGGGCCUGGGAACGAAACUGCCCAAGUUAACGGCAAGCUCACUCUCGGCGAGAAUCUGGCGGACAACGGCGGUGUUUACCAAGCCUUUGAAGCCUGGCAGACCGACUUGGAGUCCGUCGGAGGGCUGAGUCGCAACCAGUUGCUGCCUGGGAUGGAAAGCUGGACGAGAGAGCAGCUGUUUUUCAUCAACUUUGGCCAAGUCUGGUGCGGCAACAUCCAGCCGGCCAACGCGAUCAACGCUGCUCGCACGGAUCCUCAUGCUCCCGGGCGAUUCCGUGUCAAUGGCGUCGUCGCCAAUUCAGAAGAGUUCCAGACAGCAUUCGGCUGUCGAGCGACUCCGUCGUCGGCAACGCCAAAGCAGUGUGUGAUCUGGUAGACCAUCGCGACGGCAUCAACAAGUCAAUCGCAGUGGAAUCUCGAGCCUGGCAACAACCAGUCGAAGCUCCUUCCUUCUAUCUGGCUCGACUGUCGAGAAUCUCGCACCAGCUUUCCUCCUCUUCUCUUUCGUUUCCG
This is a messenger RNA of Polychytrium aggregatum, 2682 nucleotides long. RefSeq lists its product as uncharacterized. Lineage: Eukaryota; Fungi; Chytridiomycota; Chytridiomycetes; Polychytriales. Gene Ontology annotation, biological process: protein processing. Gene Ontology annotation, cellular component: plasma membrane. Bases 50 to 2545 code for a protein of 831 amino acids. The transcript has 14 exons. Gene Ontology annotation, molecular function: metalloendopeptidase activity. The record is from RefSeq and is a predicted model, not a curated record.